Molecule: messenger RNA, 568 nt
Organism: Dermacentor silvarum
Lineage: Eukaryota; Metazoa; Arthropoda; Arachnida; Ixodida; Ixodidae
Gene: Phf5a
Product: PHD finger-like domain-containing protein 5A
Exons: 4
Coding region: 73-405 (110 amino acids)
Biological process (GO): mRNA splicing, via spliceosome
Cellular component (GO): U2 snRNP; U12-type spliceosomal complex; catalytic step 2 spliceosome
Source: RefSeq, a predicted model, not a curated record
AAACAUCGAGUUUGUUUCAAGUCGGGCGUAGUCGCAUCCAAUCCGAACCAAGUCAGUCAAAGUUUCCGCAUCAUGGCGAAGCAUCAUCCAGAUUUGAUUUUCUGCCGAAAACAGGCCGGCGUCGCCAUCGGACGCCUCUGCGAGAAAUGUGACGGCAAGUGCGUCAUCUGCGACUCGUACGUGCGGCCCUGCACCCUGGUCCGAAUAUGCGACGAGUGCAACUACGGCUCGUACCAGGGCCGCUGCGUCAUCUGCGGAGGCCCCGGCGUCUCGGAUGCCUACUACUGCAAGGAGUGCACCAUCCAGGAGAAAGACAGGGAUGGCUGUCCAAAGAUUGUGAACCUAGGUAGCUCCAAGACGGACUUGUUCUAUGAACGGAAAAAAUAUGGCUUCAAAAAGAGGUGACAGGGUGGCUGAGGAAGCCUUGCAGCCCUGGACAAGGCUUCACAUCUCAAUUCACAUCUCCAUUUCAUACCUCGCCACCCUGUCGUUAGCAACGUUUUCUGGGUUCCCAAGUUCAUCAGUUGUUUUCCUUUCUUUUUUUUAUUUGAUUUGAAUUAAAGUUUUG